AUGGCGGAAGAAGACAGGAAAGGUCUUCUAGAGGGAACCCAGCCUUAUUCUUCGCAACAGAUUCCUAAAAAUGAAUACAAUGAAGCCCUAUUUCAGGAAAAAGGGAAGAGUCCGAAGGAAGUACGUGUGAAUUAUACUUUCUGAUAGUCUCUGACGUGAUCUGAUCAUAUCUGUCGUGAUUGUGACUGUUCAAGGAGUUCAAGCUUUGUAAGCUAGCUUACAAAGCUGUACGUUUUUUUUUCUCUACAUGACACUGAUUUCCCGCACAGACUACGUGUACGUGCUCAAUAUACCAACUCUCUGAAACAAACUUUUCUAAGUUAUAAACCUUUCCUUCAAGAUGUUUAUGAGAGAUCAGCUGAUUCAGUCAGUAGACCUGCACCGUUCUAAACCUCUUAUUUCAUAGGCCACCUUUAAUCUGCACUUCCAUUGUUUUCAGGGAUAGGAGCAUUGUUAUGUGACAAUCCCUAUUGUUUUCCCAGCCAAUCACAAACAAUCUUAUGAUUUAGGGGAGUCUCGAGAAGACAUGCGCGUGUGGCACUCGAAAGGAGACGGGAGUGCUAGGAGCGGAGAAAAAAAGGGAGCCGUUGCAAUAGCCUGUGUUGCAGACGUUAUCUAAUCCCGGUUAGUAACAUCUGCAAAGCAGCACCGAGAUCCCAACAGACUCAAUGAAUUACUGGAAAAGUGUUUCAAAUUUCCUAUCAACCCAACUGGCAAAUCGACAAAUUAUGACCUCUUUAAAAGGCCAAUCAUGCGGCACACUCAAAUCCUGGUACACAGGUUGGGACCUACAACAAGGAUUUUGGCACUGUUUAUAGAUGUUACUUAAAAUGAGGCUAUGCUUGCAAUGAUCAACUUUUGAUAAAUUUUCAUUUUCACCUGGGAAUCUGCAAAAUACUGCAAAACGUUAAAACUGUCAUCAGAAACGAGGAAUGUGUCAGUUGCCUGUCAGUUAUCCUCACCAGGCCAAUUGCACUAGUAAUGCCAGUGUUCGACAAAGAAAAAACUGCGACAGCGGAACCUCAAUGUAACAGCCCAAGGGACUGGCAAAAUAAAUUAUGUUCUCUAUAAAAUUAAAAGGUUUCAUUACGUCAAGGCUCUUUUUCAUAUAUUGUACCAUUUCUGCGGCGAAGCUCAUCAUUCAUUAUACAGAGGUUCGUAGACUUGCCUACAAGUCGAGCUCAAAUGCUCAUGUGCAUACAAGUAUAAAAAUAAGCAGUGCAUUCUUUUUAUUUUUAUUUAGAAACUUGUCAUGUACCUGUUCAUUGCGGUCGUCAUCAUUAUGAUCACAGUAAGUACAUACAAUAAACCAUUUCACCCUUAAAAUAGCAACAUAAAGAGGUUCACUUAACAGCUACAACUUCAUUUCUUGUGUCCAUACUUACCUCUGGGACUGAAAUGGUUAAGGGAAAAAUGUGUCAUUGGUUCUACAUGUAUGUAACCUUCCUUUAAAGUGUUCAUAAUGAUGUAAUUUUAGCCCUUACAAAAGAUGCAGUCUCUUGGAUUUAACAAACUUACUGUGUACAUGAAAUCCUAAUCUUGUCUUGGGUAUCCAGCAUCAACAAUAGCUCAAUGGAUUUUAUUAACUUUUCUCUCUAUUCUCUGUUUUGAUGUUGCUUGGUCUCACUUUCAUAACAUGCAUCAUGUCUUGUUUAAUCUUUUGUACAUGCACAGGGUAUGUAUCAGAAACAGUCAGUCAUGUGAAUUUAGCAUGAUUAUUAUUGUUGCAUAACUUAAACUGUCUUUGGUGCAAACACAUUUUCCUAAUCCGUUAAAUGUUGUUUUGGACCAAUUUUCUGUCUUUUAUUUGCCUAGAAUUGAAAUGUUUCCUGAUUGCUGCUCUUUUCUUCUGUUUCAACAGAUAACCACAAUUUUGUCAUUAUACCGAGGCACUAUAGUAGAUUCCACUUACAUUUUAUUAGGAGUCAGCAUCAUUUGUAAGUAUUUUAGUUAACCCUUUACUGUAAGUCCCAAUGGUGACUAACGUCAAUUUUCUCCUAACGAUAUCCAUACAAUGUCAAGAGAUUAGGUUAUGAGAAUUAAUAAAAUGAUCACCUAAGGGAAAAUGCCUUGAUCUUUUAUCAAAUUCUCUCAACUCAUUCAUGAAGGAAAUGUAUGGAGAUCAGUUUAGAGAAUUUGUAUGUGGAUAUUGGGGUUUAAAGGGUUAAACACCAUCAGACAGUUAGAUAUAUUAUUGUCAACUUCCUUUAAAUUCCCUUGUUCACACAAAGUAGACAACAGCUAAACUACUAUGUAAAGUAACAUUGAUGAUGAUAAUGAUAAUUAAUUAUGAUGAUGAUUUGGUGAUGAUGAUAAUGAUGGAAAUGAUGGUGACAGGUUAUUUACACAGAGAGUUUAAUCUUGGAAAUAUACAUUAUAACAAUAAUUAUCAAAUUAGAAAGUCAGUUUUCAGUGAGGAUCUCAAUUUUCCUGUUAUUUUAAUUUUCUUGCAGCUAUUGGCAUGGUUGAAGUAGUGUUGGUAAGUGCUUACAAGUACUGUUAAAAAAACGAGCGGGAGUGUACAUGUAUUAUCAGGUUUAAAAACUUGAGGCGAAUACAUAAAGUUCUGCAGGUUUUUUGAAUGGCUUCAAAAUAUCUUAAAUAUAGAUCAACUCAUGUUUGCACUAAUAUUUAGAUUUGGGGUUAUUUUGGUCUAAAAAAUUGGACAUAAAGUUUAGCCGUUUCUAUCAGAUAUAAAGACACUCAAUAAUGAGUUCUUUUGCUUUUUCUUUAUGAAGUUUUUGAAGUUAAAUUUAUACAUUGAACACUAAUAAUAAUAAUAAUAAUAAUAAUAAUAAAUAAUAAUAAUAAUAAUAAUUCAUACAUUGGUCACUUAUCUUCUCCCCUAGCUUGCCUCUAACAUUAUCAAGAUUUUUCUUUAGUUUCUCUGGAAUAAUCAUUUGUGGGACAGUUAUAAAGUUAUUUUUUUGCACUUUUAAAGAGGGUACAGGGUACAGGGGGUGGGAUUAGAGGGUGAUGUUGUGCAAGAGGAACCAUUAACCCAUGCUCCUGAACCGCUCGUAAUCACCUGUACGGAUCCACUUCCCUUCUACCACUUGUGAUGGCAUCAAUUUUAGCAGUCAAGGGCAACUUUGUGAUCUAACUUGUGCAAGGUGAACAGAGAUUGUUCAAACCAUGCCAGAAUGACCAUGAUUCAGUCAAGGAAGCUGGAGAAAAAUUUGAAGGCCAUAAAAACUUGAUCCAGAAAUUCCAAUGAAAAUCUAGUGCCAUUACUCAUCUCCUCUUCCUUCCAUCCAUCCAAUCCUACGAUCGUAAAAGCUUUCCGCAAAACUUUUCCCACUCAAAUGAAGCCUUAUAAAUGCCCAGAAAAAAAGAACAAGAAGAUAAAAGAUAUUAGUAAAAUCCAACUAGUGGUCUAUUUUCAAUGCUGCAUUCUGAUUGGUUGAGCUACUACUAGGCUAUAUGUUAUAGCCCACUAGUAGUGAAAAGCGACUGAUUUUUGGCAGUAAAAAAAGAUGAAAGUCUUGCUUGAAGUUGUUUUGUCUCCAUAUUUUUGACCAACUAGUUGGAUUUUACUAAAACAAUUAUUCCCCAUUGACUCAUCGCCCAUUAGCUAUUAACUCAGAGCCCAUUUGGGCUCGAGGAAUAAUUGUUAAAUAGUCGAGACUGCUCUGCCACUUUUAAACCCAAUCUCGAAAUUUUUCUUUUUAUGCAAGUCCGAGCUUUGGGAGCUGACAUUUUGCAUCUGGAACAGAAAUACGCGUUUUGGGCCGUUUUGUUUUUAAUAACCAGACAGUAACAAGAACACAGCUUGACUAGCCUUAAAAAAGUAUCCCCAGGAGGGAAUGGCUUAAACUGCUGUAAGAGAAAGUAAAGAGUGUUGUAAUGUACACCUAUUGGUGUUUUGGUUUUUGAUACAUGCAGAUGUUAUAUUCAGUUAUUUAGAAAAUACCGAACAUUAGCCUAACGUGAAAAACACGGUCGUUAUCUUUUCAUUAUUUUGCCUAAUCAACAAUUGUUCUGUGUGUUUGUCACAGGUGUACUGGUCCAAAACAGGGGAACUACCUACGGAAAAACUGUGGUUUCUUUACUUUGUGGGAAUCUGUAUUUUUCUUGAAGCUAUUUUUACAGAUGUUUUGCUGUAUCACAGACCGUUGGUUUAG
Messenger RNA from Porites evermanni, 4124 nucleotides. Lineage: Eukaryota; Metazoa; Cnidaria; Anthozoa; Scleractinia; Poritidae. The record is from the annotation of a GenBank genome assembly.